This is a messenger RNA of Rhinichthys klamathensis goyatoka, 2696 nucleotides long. RefSeq names its product ADAMTS like 5 (gene adamtsl5). Bases 574 to 2196 code for a protein of 540 amino acids. The transcript is spliced from 13 exons. Gene Ontology annotation, biological process: extracellular matrix organization. The record is from RefSeq and is a predicted model, not a curated record. Gene Ontology annotation, molecular function: protein binding; metalloendopeptidase activity. Gene Ontology annotation, cellular component: extracellular matrix. Lineage: Eukaryota; Metazoa; Chordata; Actinopteri; Cypriniformes; Leuciscidae.
GUGGACCUGAAAGGGAAUGUGAAAUCUACCGGAGGAUCAAGGGUCCUGACCAAAGCGCCGUUAUUUUCGCUCAAGGAAAACGGAUGUGUGUGAUUGAGAGACUCAGGUAAAGUUCACCUGAAGACAGAAGAUCUGAAGUCUGACGCUUAUAACCUUACCUUCUGCUUGUGAGGUCGGACUCUGGACACUGAUAUGAAACUGAAAGCGAUUCAGAGGUUUUCUCUAUGAAACGGCACCUUGCAAUCAUGGAGACGCGAGAAGAACCUUAAAUAAUGCAAAUAAGCUGAGACGCUUUGAAGCAGCCUAUAUUGAUGUUCAAUUAUUCGUUUGUGUUGAGGAUUAUGUAGGUUUCUGUAAACAGCUCAUCCUCUUUGGGUUCAGCGUUUGAGAAAACGUCAGGAAAAGUACCUAGCAGAGGAAACGCUCGUGAAGCAUGGAUGCAAUUAGGUUUCCCGACUUUUUUGAUGAGAAAAACGAUUGGGAUCAUACACCUCGUGGUCUUUACUUUAUCAGAUGAGCCCAGUUUUAGAUCUCCAGAGGUUUUUAAGGCGUGACACCUGACGAAGACCUAAAAUGCAGAAGUCAAACAACAGGAAACUGUCUCUGUGCCAGGUCCUCACCCUCAUUACACUGCUGCUGUCUCCAGGUUGCCUGUCAUCUAUACCUUCAUCCCGACGAGUAGAGAUGGGACGUGAGGGGCCACAGAUGCGUAGCCAAAUGCAUUUCAUGAAUGAGUGGGCCUCGUGGGGCGGUUGGUCUGUAUGUUCGCUCUCCUGUGGUGGAGGGGCCUCUGUCCGUACACGCACCUGCAUCACCAGAAAUCUGGUGGGAGGGCCGUGCCCAGGGGACACCAGGCAAUACAAGAUUUGUAACACAAAGGAGUGUCCUGCUGACUCUAUGGACUUCAGAGAACUGCAGUGUAAAGCUUUCAAUGACAGACCCCUGGUCGCUGGCAGCAGUUACCAUUGGACUACCUUUCAUGGAGGCUCCAACCCAUGUGAGCUCAGCUGCCUGGCGAUUGGACACAACUUCUAUUACAACUUUGGACGGGUGCUUGAUGGCACAUCAUGCCAAUCAGAUCAGGGGACAGUCUGUGUGAAUGGAAAGUGUCUAAAGCCAGGAUGUGACUUGAUCUUUGGAUCACAGCAGCAGGAGGACGCCUGCAUGGUGUGUGGAGGCCACAACUCAACCUGCCUUCAUCACAGAAGUGUUUAUCAAAGCAACGGGCAGAACAAUGGACUGUUUGGGUAUAGUGAGGUCACUAUGAUCCCGGCCGGAGCCACACACAUCAGAGUGACUGAUAACAGCAGAAACUAUCUAGCACUCCAGAAUGGGCGCUCUCAGUUUGUGAUCAAUGGGCACUGGAAGAUCAAUAUUCCUGGAGAGUACAACAUUGCAGGAACCAAACUGCUGUAUCGCCGCUCUGCCGAUACCUGGGAGAGUUUUGAAGUUCCAGGACCUACUCAGGAGGACCUGCACAUCAUGGUCUUGUCAACUGAUAAGAACUCUGGGAUAGAAUAUGAGUACUGGCUCCCUCCAGACCGAUACGCCCUGUACCACGGGAGAAGUCAACUCCGGCAGCCUCACCACACUGCAAACCACUUGCCAUUCGAACCUCCAACCACUAUGACGACCACAACCACAACCACUACUACAACACAUCCAGCCACAAAACCUUUUUUCUGGGGUCCCGCUGCUCGCUGGCCCCUUCAGCCCCCCUAUCAACAGCAGCCAGUCCCACGUUUGGAAAGAGAUGAAAACCGCAGGAACCGACUGCCUGAAAUACAUCAUAGAGGCCACUGUGGGAAAUGCCGCCGGGUUCGAGGGAAAGGUGAGCGCCAGAGACAGUACUGCCAAAAAGAUUUUGUACUUCGAGCAAAAGUGCUGGAAAGAGUCUAUCAUGGUGAGGAGACCCGCUAUGACGUCCAAAUCAUCCACACAUACCGCAACCGUUAUCGUCUGGAGCACCGUGAGUUCCUGUGGGCCCCCAACAAAUGUGACUGUCCCCUUCUAGAGGAAGGCCACCAGUACGUGUUGAUGCUGCGACGGCAUAUAAAUUACGAACGCACUCUCAAUCGCAUCCUGAUAGAGGAGGACAGCUACGCUCAGCCUUAUCGAGCACGUGAAGAUGGCCUGCUGCGCCCCCUAGAGGAGCUCUGCGGUAACAGAGGUAGCAGGACUCAGUUUUUGGGUUAAACGCAUGAACGAUCACACUUUCACUGCACGAUUAUUCUGAAGCUCAGCUCUUAUGCCAAAAAACAAGGCACAGACAGAAACCACGCUGACGCUGACUUGAAAUACUGAAGCAUUUCGCAUUCCGCAGCAAGGAUAAUGGACACUUUUGUCGGGAUGAAUUAUGUCCAUGGGGGCAUGAGGUUAAUUAAAGUAAAGAAAGUCACUAAAUGAAGCACUUUAGGUGGACAGUCACCUUCUUUUAAAACGUAUACACCAAAGUAAAUAAUUUACACAGCAUGAUGCCCUUUCUAGCACAACGUGUCUGUUAAUGGCUUAAAAUCACUUGACAGCAUGUAUAUCUUUAUCAUGUGCAUUUUGAUGUUGUUUUUUAUAUAUGUAUUUAUAAGUUGACAGUAUUUCUAAAGGAAACCUUGAUUUAUAUAUUGCCUUAUAAUUUUAAAUGUUUUACCAUAUAUAUAAUUGCUUUUAUCUACGGUUAUAAAGUCCCUUAUAAAGUGAAA